This is a messenger RNA of Salvelinus sp. IW2-2015, 6278 nucleotides long. The record is from RefSeq and is a predicted model, not a curated record. Lineage: Eukaryota; Metazoa; Chordata; Actinopteri; Salmoniformes; Salmonidae.
AUGAGAUUCCACACGCAGAAUGUACAGAUGGCACUGGACUUCCUCAAACACCGACAGGUCAAGCUGGUGAACAUCAGAAACGAUGACAUCGCGGAUGGCAACCCCAAGCUGACCCUUGGGCUGAUAUGGACCAUCAUCCUUCACUUCCAGAUCUCGGACAUCCAGGUGAAUGGCCAGUCAGACGACAUGUCGGCCAAGGAGAAGCUGCUGCUGUGGUCCCAGCGCAUGGUGGACGGCUACCAGGGCAUCCGUUGUGACAACUUCACCACCAGCUGGAGGGACGGCAAGCUCUUCAACGCCGUCAUCCACAAACACCAGCCUAGACUCAUUGACAUGAGUAAGGUGUACCGCCAGACCAACGCGCAGAACCUGGAGUACGCCUUCAACGUGGCCGAGAAGGACCUGGGCGUGACGCGUCUGUUGGAUCCGGAGGAUGUUGACGUGCCACAUCCUGAUGAGAAGUCCAUCAUCACCUACGUGUCGUCCCUGUAUGAUGCCAUGCCCCGGGACGUCCAUGAUGGAAUCCAGGCUAACGAGCUGGAGCUGCGCUGGACCGAGUACUAUGAGCUGGUCACUAUCAUUCGGCAGUGGAUAAGCCACCAUGUCGUUAUCUUCGGGGAGAGGAGGUUCCCAGGCAGCUAUGAGGAGAUAGAGAUCCUGUGGCGUCAGUUCUUGAAGUUCAAAGAGACAGAACUGCCUGCAAAGGAGGCCGACAAGCACCGUUCCAAACUCAUCUACCAGUCCUUUGAGAGUGCAGUGCAUGCUGGUCAGGUCAAGGUUCCUCCYGGCUACCAUCCAAUUGAUGUGGAGAAGGAAUGGGGCCGUCUGCACGUGGCCAUCCUUGAGAGAGAACGACUGCUCAGGAUAGAGUUUGAGAGGCUAGAGAGACUCCAGAGGAUCGUCAGUAAAGUCCAGAUGGAGUCAGGUGUGUGUGAGGAGCAGCUCAACCAGCUGGACACCCUGCUGCAGACGGACAUCCGUCUCCUGAAUGCAGGGAAGCCGGCUCAGCACACUGCCGAGGUGGGGCGGGACCUGGACAAGGCAGACGGCAUGAUCCGCCUGCUCUUCAACGACGUGCAGCUGCUCAAAGAUGGGCGCCACCUGCAGGCCGAGCAGAUGUACCGCAGGGUAUACCGCCUCCACGAGCGCCUUGUGAACCUGCGCACCGAUUACAACCUGCGUCUCAAGUCGCAGGUGACGACCACCCAGAUGAUCCAGACCCAGACRAUCCAGCAGUCGUCCUCCAGGGUGCGUCCUGAGCUGGACGAGGUGACCCUGCGCUACGCCCAGGACCUGCUGACCUGGGUGGAGGAGAGUCAGAGGCGGAUUGACGAGGCCGAGUGGGGCUCGGACCUGCCCACCGRGGAGUCUCAGCUGGGCAGCCACCGGGGCCUGCACCAGACCGUGGAGGACUUCCGCMCCAAGAUCGAACGGGCCAAGGCUGACGAGAGCCAGCUAUCCCCAGUCAGUAAGGGGACGUACAGUCAAUACCUGGGCAAACUGGACCUUCAGUAUGCCAAGCUGCUGAACUCCUCCAAGUCUCGUCUGCGUAACCUGGACUCGCUCUAUGUGUUUGUCAGCGCGGCAACCAAGGAGCUGAUGUGGCUCAACGACAAYGAGGAGGAGGAGGUCAACUACGACUGGAGCGACCGCAACACCAACAUGACUGCCAAGAAAGACAARUACUCGGGUCUGAUGCGUGAGCUGGAGCUGAGAGAGAAAAAGGUCAACGACAUCCAGGCCACAGGAGACAAGAUGCUGAAGGAGGGCCACCCUGGCAAGAAAACAGUGGAGGCCUUCACAGCAGCCCUGCAGACUCAGUGGAGCUGGAUCCUCCAGCUGUGUUGUUGCAUCGAGGCUCACCUCAAAGAGAACACAGCUUACUACCAGUUCUUUUCGGACGUGAAAGAAGCUGAGGAGAGGAUGAAGAAGAUGCAGGAGACGAUGAAGAAGAAGUACAGCUGCGAUCGCGCCACUACGGCCACGCGACUAGAGGACCUGCUGCAGGAUGCGAUGGAGGAGAAGGAACAGCUGAACGAGUUUAAGACUCACGUGGCCGGCCUGAACAAGAGGGCCAAGACCGUAAUCCAGCUGAAACCCCGUAACCCCACCAAGUCCAUCAAGGGCAAACUGCCCAUCCAGGCCGUGUGUGACUUCAAACAGAUGGAGAUCACCGUCCACAAGGUAGAGGAGUGUGCUCUCAUCAACAACUCCCCACAGCCCAACAAGUGGAAGGUCCUGAACCGCUCAGGCAUUGAGGCGGUGGUGCCUUCAGUCUGCUUCCUGGUUCCACCUGUCAACAAGGAGGCUAUGGACAGUGUGUCCAGUCUGGACUCUGGUCACCAGUCGAUGCUGGUCCUGUGGCAGAGAAUGCAUGUGGACAUGAAGAGCAUGCUUUCCUGGCAGUACCUGACGAGAGACYUCACACAGAUACGUACCUGGAACAUCACCAUGUUUAAGACCAUGAAGGUGGAGGAGUACAGGCUGAUUAUGAGGAACCUGGAGCUUCACUAUCAGGACUUCAUGCGUGACAGUCAGGAUUCCCAGCUGUUUGGCCCACACGACCGUAUGCAGAUCGAGGGCGACUACUCGAAGACCACACAGUACUACGACAACCUUCUGCGCUCUGUGGAGAAAGGUGAGCAGGACGAGUCYAUGUGUGUGACCUACAUCACCCAGAUCAAGGACCUGCGUCUACGGAUAGAGGACUGCGAGGCUCGUACCGUGGCCCGCAUCCGCAAGCCCGUGGACAAGGACCCCAUCCAAGACUCUGCCCAGAAGACCACCGACCAGAAGAAAGUCCAAGUGGAGCUUGAGGGCAUCAAGAGGAACCUGGACCAGGUGGCCGUGAAGACCGAGGAGGUCCUGAGUACCACUCCUCAGCAGUCCAGCACUGCGCCUGUCCUGCGCUCUGAACUGGAGUUCACCCUGAAGAAGAUGGACCAUGCCUACAUCCUCUCCUCUGUCUAUCUAGAGAAGCUGAAGACGGUGGACGUGGUCAUCCGCAACACGCAGGGGGCCGAGGGCGUUCUGAAGAAGUACGAGCAGCGACUGCGCGAGGUCCAAACGGUUCCCAAUGACGUCAAGGAGGUGGAGGUGUACCGCACCCAGCUCAAGAAAAUGCGCGCUGAAGCGGAGGGUGAAAAGCCUGCAUUCGAUUCUCUGGAGGGCGAGCUCGGAAAGGCGGCAGCCGUGAGCGAGAAGAUGUCUCGUGUGCACAGUGAGCGUGACGCUGAGUUGGACCACUACCGUCAUCUCCUGUCCGGUCUCCAGGACCGCUGGCAAGCUGUGUUCUCCCAGAUGGACCUGCGUCAGCGGGAGCUYGAGCAGCUCGGUCGCCAGCUGGGUUACUACAGAGAGAGCUACGACUGGCUCAUCCAGUGGAUCGGUGACGCCAAGCAGAGGCAGGAGAAGAUCCAGGCCGUGUCCAUCAGCGACAGCAAGACUCUGAAGGAGCAACUGGCCCAGGAGAAGAAACUUCUGGAAGAGAUCGAGCAAAACAAAGAGAAAGUUGACGAGUGUCAGAAAUAUGCGAAGGCGUAUAUCGACACUAUCAAGGAUUAUGAACUCCAGUUGGUGGCCUACAAAGCACAGGUGGACCCUCUCUCGCCGCUGAAGAAAACCAAAAUGGAUUCUGCCUCCGAUAACAUCAUUCAAGAGUAUGUGACGCUACGAACCCGCUACAGCGAGCUGAUGACUCUGACCAGUCAGUACAUCAAGUUCAUCACGGAGACACAGCGCCGCCUAGAGGGCGAGGAGAAAGCUGCUGAGAAAAUGAAAGCGGAAGACAGGAAAAAAAUGCCAUUCAGGAAGCAUGUAAACUGAAAGCAGAGGCUGAGAUGCUCCAAAGACAGAAGGACCUGGCUCAAGAGCAGGCCCAGAAGCUGCUUGAGGAUAAACAACUGAUGCAGCAGCGUCURGAGGAAGAGACUGAGGGCUUCCAGAAAUCCUUGGAAGCUGAGCGCAGGAGACAGCUGGAGAUCACAGCRGAAGCUGAAAACCUCAAAGUCAAAGUGUCCCAACUUAGUGAUGCUCAGUCCAAAGCAGAGAAUGAGGCCAAGAAAUUCAAGAAGCAAGCAGAUGAGAUCAGUGCCCGUCUUCAUCAGACAGAGCUAGCAACUAAAGAGAAAUUGACUGUUGUAGAGAAACUUGAAGUGCAGCGACUGAGCAGCAACAAAGAGGCUGAUGAGUUACGCAAAGCCAUCGCUGAUCUAGAAAAGGAGAAGGWCAAACUGAAAAAGGAGGCUGAAGACCUACAGAAUAACUCUAAAGAGAUGGUCAAUGCUCAGCAGAAACAAAUCCAACACGAGAAGACAGUACUCCAGCAGACAUUCGUCACAGAGAAGGCGGKGCUGUUGAAGAAGGAGAAACAAAUUGAAGAGGAGAAGAAGAAGCUGGAGAACCAGUUUGAGGAAGAGGUCAAGAAGGCCAAGGCCCUCAAAGAAGAACAGGAACGCCAGAGGAAACAAAUGGAGGAGGAGAYAAAUAAACUUCAGGCUACCAUGGAUGCUGCCCUCAACAAACAAAAAGAGGCUGAGAAAGAAAUGCUCAACAAGCAAAAAGAGAUGCAGGAGCUUGAAAGGAAACGACUUGAACAGGAAAAGCUGCUUGGCGAGGAGAACAAGAAACUUCGUGAGAAACUGCAGCUGCUCGAGGUCGCCCAUAAAGAGCCAAUCUCCCACACCAGAGAAAURGAUAUCCAGACUGACAAUGUGCCCGAGGAUGAACUGAUCCAUAUGACCAUGGUGGAGACAUCAAAGCAGGUUAUCAAUGGCCAAAGUGUUGGGGAUGAGGUUGACAGUAAGAAGGAUACAUUGUCUUUUGAUGGCAUCCGCGAGAAAGUCCCUGCAAGCAGACUUUAUGAAGUUGGCCUUUUGACGAAAAAGGAGUUUGAUAAYCUGAAGAAUGGCAAAGCUACUGUGCAAGACCUCAGCCAGACGGAUAAGUUAAGAACAAUUCUGCAGGGCAAGAACUGUAUAGGGGGUGUCUUGACACAGUCUAAUCAGAAAAUGGCAAUAUAUCAAGCUAUGAAAGAAAAMAAAAUUACUCCUGGUUGGGCUUUGAUCCUCCUAGAGGCACAGGCAGCAUCUGGCUAUGUAGUAGACCCAGUUYAAAACAAGAAACUCUCUGUCAGUGAGGCUGUGAAGGAAGGCCUGAUCGGACCUGAGCUGCACAACAAAAUGCUGUCUGCUGAGAGAGCUGUCAUUGGUUACAAAGACCCUUACACCGGUAACAAGAUCUCACUCUUUGAAGCUAUGAAGAAGGGCUUGAUUGACAGAGACCAUGCCAUUAGGCAACUUGAGGCUCAGAUAGCUACUGGUGGACUCAUUGACCCCAUAAACAGCCACCGUGUGCCCAUCGAGACUGCAUACAAACAGGGGCAGUUUGARGCUGAGAUGAACAAGAUACUGGAGGACCCUUCGGARGACACCAAGGGAUUCUUUGAUCCUAACACCCAGGAGAACUUAACAUACCAUCAGCUAAUGCAGAGAUGCAGCACAGAUCCGGAGACAGGACUGCUGCUCCUGCCCAUCACUGACAAGGCUGCUCUGAGCACGUCAACCUACACAGAGGAGGAGACCAAGGAUGUGUUCAGCAAGACGACCGUCUCUGUGCCAUUCGGAAAAUUCAAAGGAAAGACUGUAACUAUCUGGGAAAUCAUCAAUUCUGAGUACUUUACCGAGGACCAGAGAAAGGAUCUUAUUCGUCAGUACAAGACAGGAAAGAUCACKGUGGAAAAAAUCAUCAAGAUUGUUAUCACCAUGGCAGAGGAAAAGGAAAAAAAGAAUGAAAUCGCUUUUGAGGGUCUGAGGAGACCUGUCCUUGCUACUGAACUACUGGAGUCCAAGAUAAUCGACAAAGACCUCUACAACAAGCUGCACACGGGAAAUAAAACAAUCAAAGAGGUGUCUGAAAUGGAGCCUGUUCACAAAUCCUUGAAGGGUACAAACUGCAUUGCGGGUGUAGUUAUUGACUCAACUAAGGAGACUAUGUCGUUCUAUCAAGCCAUGAAGAAGGAUAUGAUGAGGGUAGGGCCUGCUUUAACUCUGCUGGAAGCACAAGCAGGGACAGGGUUUGUUGUUGAUCCUAUAAAGAAUCAGAAGUUCACUGUCGAUGAAGCUGUGAAAGCAACUGUCAUUGGUCCUGAGCUGCAUGAAAAACUACUGUCAGCUGAAAGAGGUGUUACAGGCUACAAAGAUCCUUACACGGGAAAGACUGUGUCUUUGUUCGAAGCAAUGAAGAAAGAACUCAUUCCAAAAGAUCAGGGCAUCAGACUC